Messenger RNA from Rhizopus microsporus ATCC 52813, 1305 nucleotides. RefSeq names its product putative X-Pro aminopeptidase. Gene Ontology annotation, molecular function: metalloaminopeptidase activity; manganese ion binding. Bases 1 to 1305 code for a protein of 434 amino acids. The transcript is spliced from 6 exons. The record is from RefSeq and is a predicted model, not a curated record. NCBI's taxonomy places the organism in Eukaryota, Fungi, Mucoromycota, Mucoromycetes, Mucorales, Rhizopodaceae. Gene Ontology annotation, cellular component: mitochondrion.
AUGAAAAAGGGACAAGUGACGCCUGGAUUUACUGCCGAUGAGUUCGAACAACGAAGAUCGAACCUGAUGAAGACAUUACCUGAGGAUAGCGUAGUCAUAAGCUUAGGAUACGGCACUCGCUACAUGACAAACAACAUAUUCUAUCCGUUUCAUCAAAACACUGACUUUUGGUAUUUAUGUGGAUACAAUGAACCUGACGCUGCAUUGAUACUGGAAAAGAACAAUUCUAAAAAAGGAUAUAAACAAACCAUGUUUGUCUUGCCAAAGAACGCUCAUGCAGAAUUAUGGGAUGGACCACGCACAGGCAUUGAAGGCGCAAAGGAGAUAUUUGGAGCAGAUGAAGCCUAUGAGAAUACCAAAUUCAUAGCCUAUUUAAAAAAGGCCAUUGGAACAUACAAGCACGUCUUUAUGGACAGCCCUGGAAAUAUGCCUACAUUGAUCUCGGAUGAAUCCACAAAGAAACUAAUCGAGACUGGUCUCAAGAUUCAAAGUAUAUUGCCACUAAGCAAAAUAGUCCAAGAGCUGAGAAUGAUCAAGAGUCCAAGCGAGAUAGAAACAAUGAAACAGUCUGGGUUGAUCAGUUCAAAGGCAUUUGUAGAGGCAAUGAAGUGGACAAAGCCAGGAAUAACAGAAGCACAACUUUGGGCAAAGUUUGAUUAUGAGGUCAGGAUGAGAGGAUCAACCAUGUUGGCUUACGUCCCUGUGAUUGCUGGUGGACCCAAUGCUUUAUCCUUGCACUAUGUCCGAAACGAUAUGGAGCUGAAAGAUAAUGAUCUGGUACUAGUAGACUGUGGUGGUGAAUACAAUGGAUAUGCAAGUGACAUCACUCGUACAUGGCCCGUCAAUGGCAAGUUUACUGAACCUCAAAAGGAACUCUAUCAGGCUGUCUUGAAUGUCAAUAAAGCCUGUAUCAAGUUAUGCACUGAAGCAAAUAGUGUCUCUCUUCAUGGUAUCCACUCACAAUCUGUCAAAUUGAUGAAAGAAGAACUUCAAAAAAUAGGAUUUAAUGUGACAGGAUGGGAUCUCGAACGAAUACUCUAUCCUCAUCAUGUCGGACAUUACCUUGGCUUGGACGUACAUGAUUUACAUGAUUUAGAUAGAUCGCGUAAAUUGAAGCAGAAUAUGGUUAUUACCAUUGAACCAGGUAUCUAUGUUCCAUAUGACAGCAAGUUCCCAAGUAAAUAUCAUGGUAUUGGCAUACGUAUUGAAGAUAAUGUUGUGAUUGGAAAAGAAGAACCUUAUGUGUUAAGUUCGAAUACACCCAAGGAAAUAGUCGAUAUAGAAUUUUGUUGCAAUAACCAUUAA